Molecule: messenger RNA, 93 nt
Organism: Chaetomium globosum CBS 148.51
Lineage: Eukaryota; Fungi; Ascomycota; Sordariomycetes; Sordariales; Chaetomiaceae
Exons: 3
Coding region: 1-93 (30 amino acids)
Source: RefSeq, a predicted model, not a curated record
AUGCUGAACGUUGCUUCGCCAUAUAGAAGUGGAAAAUGGCAGUUGCCAACAAAACCUCUGAGGAGGAGGGCCGCCGCCAAAAUACAAAGCUGA